Messenger RNA from Micropterus salmoides (largemouth bass), 2315 nucleotides. It is a transcript of the gene kcnj11l, whose product is annotated as potassium inwardly rectifying channel subfamily J member 11, like. Gene Ontology annotation, molecular function: inward rectifier potassium channel activity. The coding region runs from base 145 to 1440 and encodes 431 amino acids. NCBI's taxonomy places the organism in Eukaryota, Metazoa, Chordata, Actinopteri, Centrarchiformes, Centrarchidae. Gene Ontology annotation, biological process: potassium ion import across plasma membrane; regulation of monoatomic ion transmembrane transport. The transcript is spliced from 6 exons. Gene Ontology annotation, cellular component: plasma membrane. The record is from RefSeq and is a predicted model, not a curated record.
UAUCACCUGUUCUAGCUUGACACAGGUCUGGUGGGGUUAUAUGAAGGACCUGAUGGGGGGACGAUGGAUGCCGUGAUGUGUCUCACGUCGACAUAAAUAAAACCUUUAGGAGCCUCAGAGCCUCUCUGUUUCCUGAACAGCAUCAUGUUGGCCAGGAAGGGCCUCGUGCCGGACGGUUUUCUGCUGACCCGUCUGGCGGAGGACCAGAACCAGCCGAACCGCAACCGCUCCAGAUCUCAGAGAGCCCGCUUCAUCACCAAGUCCGGAUCCUGCAAUGUGGCUCACAAGAACAUCAGGGAGCAGGGUCGGUUUCUGCAGGACGUUUUCACCACCAUGGUGGACCUGAAGUGGCAGCACUCCUUCCUCAUCUUCACCUCGGCCUUCCUUUGCUCCUGGAUGCUCUUCGCUAUGAUCUGGUGGCUCAUGGCCUUCGCUCACGGAGACCUGGAGCCCCGUAGCCCAGACGGCGAGCCAGGCCCCGUCCCCUGCGUCACUGCCAUCCACUCCUUCACCUCAGCCUUCCUCUUCUCCAUUGAAGUCCAGGUGACCAUCGGUUUUGGUGGCAGGAUGGUGACGGAAGAGUGUCCUCUGGCCAUCACCGUGUUGAUCAUCCAGAAUAUCCUGGGCCUGAUCAUCAACGCCGUGAUGCUCGGCUGUGUGUUCAUGAAGACCGCACAGGCCAACCGGCGCGCAGAGACGCUCAUCUUCUCCAGAAACGCCGUCAUCGCUCCUCGAAACGGCCGUCCGACCUUUAUGUUCAGAGUCGGAGACCUGAGGAAAAGUAUGAUCAUCUCUGCCACGAUCCAGCUGCAGGUGAUCCGGCGGACGGUGACGGCGGAGGGUGAGGUGAUCCCGGUGUGCCAGCUGGACAUCCAGGUGGAGAACCCUCUGCGGAGUAACGGCAUCUUCCUGGUUUCUCCUCUGAUCAUCAGCCACACCAUAGAGAGAGGGAGUCCUCUGUACGAGCUCUCCGCCCAGUCCCUGGCCUCCGAAGACCUGGAGAUCAUCGUCGUCCUGGAAGGUGUGGUGGAGACAACAGGGAUCACCAUGCAGGCCCGGACCUCCUACACCCCCGAGGAGAUCCUGUGGGGGAGGCGCUUUGUCUCCAUCAUGACAGAGGAGGACGGCCGUUACUGCGUCAACUACUCCAAGUUCGGCAACACGGUUCCCGUCAGGAUGUCGUCUCUCAGCGCCAAGGAGCUGGACCAGAUCAAGGGCGUCCAGGAGGGCAGCUCUGAAGCCCAGCCUCAGGGCUGGGGGCUGGUCCGAGCCGGCAGAGGAGGCUUCCGCAGAGGAGGCCGGACCUGCAAUAGCUCCACCCCUCAGCCCUGGUACGCUCAAUCAGAGAAACCACAGAAGGAGGCGGAGAAGAAGACGAUGCACCUGGAAGUGAUUGGACGAAAGACUGAAGAAGACUCGCUGGGAGAGAUGAGCGACUGAAGACCAGGACGCAGACAGCGAGUCCCGGUUCCACACAACACACCGGGAUCAGUAUACACAACAUAUAUCUAGACCGUCUGCAGGGGGGCGGGGUUUAACAUCUCCUGCGGGCCACUGAUUUUAAUCCCGUCUUUGUAUUUUAAAGUGGAUCUCUGAGGUUUUUCUGUGGACUUCUGGUCCUUCUACUUUAUUUCUUUUGACGUUUGUGUGAAAAUACAGGAAGUCAAAAAUGUUGCUGCUAAUCUGGUAGAUGCUAACAUGCUAACACCAACAUAUCGGCCUGUUUAGGAACCAAAAUGACGACAGAAAAGAUUAAAGCCAUCAGGAGAGCGAGGUCAGCUGUGCUGCUGUCAUGUCAGCUGCAGGGUCGUUGCUGCUCUUCUCUUCUUAGCCUGUAUUUGGUCACCAUCAGUCAAACGGUCUCCAUUAACAGUAGCUGAAUUAGCAUCUCCUGUUAGCAUGGAUGUACAGACAGCUCUCGCAGGAUUUACUGAGAUGCUGAAGAAAACUUCUCAGGCAGCUUCUGCAGCGUCUUUCUCUGAUCUCUUAGUGGAUUUAUGGAUGUUUAUUCUGGGCCACCGUCUGUGAGGAUUAGCCGUAUCCUCCACUACUGAGGGCAGAGAGGACAGCCUGAGUAAGUGGUCUCGGGUAGCGUACAGUAGCGUGUACACACCUGAACACAACGCAGACUCGAAACCUGCUUGGACUCAGUGUGCAGUCCUACAUCUGGGACACAGCUUCUCUUGUUAUGUAUCGUCUUCUCUUUAUAGUAUCCCGUUCAUAUAAAACCCAGUGUUUAAAUAGUUUAUUAAAGCCUGAUGUUAGAUAGUACUGUGUGUUAUGUAAAUCACAUAUUAAAUCUUAUAGCACAUGAU